Daldinia caldariorum is the source of this 2008-nucleotide messenger RNA. Its product is annotated as mitochondrial carrier. The transcript is spliced from 2 exons. Gene Ontology annotation, biological process: transmembrane transport. The record is from RefSeq and is a predicted model, not a curated record. Bases 751 to 1764 code for a protein of 337 amino acids. Gene Ontology annotation, molecular function: transmembrane transporter activity. NCBI's taxonomy places the organism in Eukaryota, Fungi, Ascomycota, Sordariomycetes, Xylariales, Hypoxylaceae.
AGAACGCUCGCUUAGCACUGAGUUAAUUUUUUUUUCUUUUUUUCUUUUUAUAUUUUAUUCACACUAGUACCUAAACAAAGUAAAGUAAAGGUUGUUUCUGGUUACGUACUAUUGAACUUGCUACACCACCUCGGAAUAAACAGUGCGCACUACCAGACGUAUCUGUUUGUAAGGGCUGUUGGAUCAGGGUGUCUUAUUUAGAAGGUUAUUUAUUAUCUACCUGGUAUUCAUAAAUGAGAAUAGACUUGUUGCUAGAAUAUUUUAUAGUAUGACAUCUCCGAAGAAUAGGGAGUCUUUGGUUGGUUGAUAUUAAAAGUAGUGACCUUACUGACGAUCAUGGCACUGGCCUAACUUGGGCUUAUUCACAUCUUUCGGCGAUACCUAUUCAACGGAGAUACGAGCCGACGUCAUACUUAUAUUAUACAUUUACUUAUACUAAUAAGACCAUGCAUAUUAAUUCAUUUAGAGUUCUGCCAUUAACAACGGAGGAAAUAUAAUUGGCCAUAGGUAUUUCAAAUAUUGUGUCCACGGCGCGGUCCGAGAACUUGCAUCUUAAGCUUAAGCCCGGGCCGCCGAUCUCGGCACCAAUUCGGCCGUCAAGUCCGGAACUUGGCACGAUUCGAAUAUGAAAAAAAAAAAGAGAAAAAAAAAUUAACUACCUACCUAGACUGGACGUCAUUGUUCCUUGGAAUAAAAUUAUCUUGUUUCCCUCCUCCCCUCUUUAGACUCUGAUGUAGCCCAGCCCGUACGAUGGCGGCUGACCUCAAGCAGAAGCCGGCUGAGACCAACAAAAACUAUAAGGGUUUCGUGGCUGGCGUCUUUUCCGGCAUCGCCAAGCUAUCGGUCGGCCACCCCUUCGACACGGUCAAGGUUCGUCUGCAAACCACCGACCCGACGCGCUUCAGCGGGCCGCUGCAAUGCGUGGUGCAGACGAUCCGCAACGAGGGCGUGCGCGGGCUGUAUAAAGGCGCGACGCCGCCCCUCGUCGGCUGGAUGUUCAUGGACUCCGUCAUGCUCGGCUCGCUGACCGUCUACCGCCGCCUGCUCGCCGAGCACGUCUUCCACCGGCAUCUGACGCCGCAUUCCCCUUCCUCGCCGCCGCCGCCCGUCGACAACAACAAGAACAACACCCGGCCCGAGGAAGAGGGCCCCAUCGCCGCGACCUCCCACGCCGCCGCGCACCUGCCGUCCUACGGCCACGGGCUCGCGGGCAUUCUGGCCGGCUGCACGGUGAGCUUCAUCGCGGCGCCCGUCGAGCACGUCAAGGCGCGCCUGCAGACCCAGUACUCGGCGAAGAAGAGCGAGCGGCUGUACGCGGGGCCCGUCGACUGCGCGCGCAAGAUCUACGGCGCCCACGGCGUGCGGGGGGUCUACAAGGGGCUCUUCUCGACGCUGCUGUUCCGGUCCUUCUUCUUCUUCUGGUGGGCGUCGUACGACGUGCUGUCGCGCCUCCUGCGGGACCGCACCAGCCUCGGCGCCCCCGCGGUCAACUUCUGGGCCGGCGGGCUGAGCGCCCAGGUCUUCUGGCUCACGAGCUACCCGAGCGAUGUCGUGAAGCAGCGGAUUAUGACGGACCCGUUGGGUGGGAAGCUUAAUGAUGGGACGCCGAGGUUUAGGAGUUGGUUGGAGGCCGCGCAGGCUGUAUAUAGAGAGGGUGGUGUUAAGGGGUAUUGGCGUGGGUUUCUGCCGUGCUUCUUGAGGGCGUUCCCUGCUAAUGCUAUGGCUUUGGUAGCCUUUGAAGGUGUUAUGAGAGCAUUGCCAUAAUAUACGAUAUACCACGCAUUUACGAAGUUACGCUACUAGUUAAAGGAUUGGAAAGUAUGUAUAAAUCAAAUCACAUGGGCGAGUCAGUUGAGGUUAUACAUUGUUGGCAAUGGCGAUUUUAUUCCGGAGAAUUCAAGUCUAUGUUGUCAUGCAUAGAAUUGAAGUGCCUGUCCUACGCAUAGUCCCUGCACAAUCGCCAAUAUCCGCCAUGGGUCAUGAUUCCGGGUCCAUUUAGUCCUCAUCC